GCUGCUUGUGGUCCAUACCUGUCGUUUCACUUUUAAAGUCGGGCGUCAAAGAAAUAUCCCGGAUAUACAGAGGAAGUGACUUUAUCUGGAUUUUUUAGCACCUUAUGGGAUGGCCACCGCGCCUCAGUUCUCACUUCAAAUGAGAUCGACUGAUCUCAUUAGGAAGAAGGCCCUUGACUAUGGAGGAUUUGGAGAAGUUUACUUGUGCUACCAUGUAACCCUCGGCCAUGUGGUGUUGAAAAGUGUGUAUACGGGUCCUCUUCGCACCGAAGACAGCCAAAGAUCACUGCUGGAGGAGGGGAAUAUCAUGGCAAGCCUGAACCAUGAACGAGUGGUCAAGUUGCUUGGCGUGAUUAUGGAGGAUAGAGAUUGUUCUCUUGUUAUGGAACUUCUCCCCAGGGGAAACCUGAUGGUCAUGCUGGACACUGUUAGCGUGCCAAUAUCCAUCAAGGGGAGAAUUAUCUUAGAGAUCUUGGAGGGGAUGAUCUACCUGACUGAAAGUCAUGUCAUACACAAGGACAUCAAGCCAGAAAACAUUUUAGUGGACAAGGAUUUUCACAUCAAGAUCGCAGACCUCGGCCUGGCGACCUGCAAGACAUGGAGCAAGCUCACAAAGGAGGAGUCUCGCAGGAAGAGCCGCACGGGGUGGACCGCUGGGACGAGGGGCGCCGGCACCCUAAGCUACAUGGCCCCGGAGCACCUGGAGAGUAUCCACACGCCCUCCACCCAGAAGUCCGACGUGUACAGUUUCGCGGUCGUCAUUUGGGUCAUUCUGACGGGGAAAGAACCGUAUGAAAACGCCAGGAGCGAAGACCAGAUAAGCCGCUGUAUUCGCAACGGGGACCGACCAGCAGAAGACCUCAUUCCCAGGAACACACCAGCAGAAAUAGUUCAGCUUAUGAAGAGGUGCUGGGAUCACGAUCCCCAGCUGCGACCAACAUUUAAGGAGGCCCACGAUUCCUUCUUUCCUUUCUACACGGAAAAGCUUGAACCACAAGUGGAAGAGGAUUUAUGUGUUCUAAGGAGAGAAUAUGAAGGACCAGGAGAGCUUGUUGAGAUCAUGAAAUCACUGUCAAUGACCCCACAAAGUUUAUCCUCAAGGGAUCAUGACUCCCCAGCCUCGUUGGUCAGCUCAGACAGAAGUGUACCCUUGCCAGUUGAAGCCAGUAUCGAGGACCUGCACGACAUCCAGUCUGAGCCCAGUAGAGAAAUGAUUCAGGAAGAUGCGAGGGCAAGCAGAGAAGGCUCAGAGCUGGAGGAGAAACUGUAUCGGGAACUUCAAUAUCACAAACAUGGAAGCUAUUUCUCAGAGGGCCAACUGGAGGCUGGCAACUGCCAAAAUGACACUUCAAAUCCUUUCCUGAAAAAUCCGUUCGGCGCCUCAGAUUACUGCGUGAGGCACCCAACACAAGAGAGAUCCUCUGUCUGUUCCUGGAGCAAAUCCGAGCUCUUGAAGCCAACCAGUCCGGAGGAGGCUUUUCCUUGUCCCAACUCUGGGAUUUGUGAGUCCACAAGCUCCUCGCUUACUCCGUCCCAUCUGCAUACAUCUGCCAGCACAUCUUCUCUGCCCCAGUAUAAUCAGCACCAUCCACACUCCCGCUUUGACCGGCAGCAGUCCUGUCCAGCUUACCCAGUGUCUGACACCAUUGCCCCAGAAAUGAAUCCCGGGCGUCUUUUGACACCUUCGCAGAGUGGCUCCCAUAAGGAUACAGGGUCCCUUUACAUCCAGAAUGCUAGUGGCAUCCAGAUCGGAAGCAACAACACAAUGAGUAUCAGAGGUUAUGAGACCUCUCCUAGCUCCCUGUCUGUUUCUGGCUGUGCUGCCUCCCCCAUCCAAGAGGGAAUUCUGAAAUACGACGACCAUGCUGUGACAGAGGAGCAUCUGGAUCUGCUGAGGGACAACAUUGGGAACAAAUGGAAACGCUGCGCACGCCGCCUGGGUCUGAAUAAUGUGGAAAUCGAAACCAUAGAACACGACUACUACCGAGACGGUCUGCCAGAGAUGGUGCACCAGAUGCUUGAGCGCUGGAAAAUGAAGGAGGGAUGUAUUGGGUGUACAAUUGGGAGGCUUUGUCGAGCUUUAGAUGGAACCAUAAAGGUAGAAGUCAUCCAGAAAAUGUUGGAUAAAUGCUGUUCUUCCUCCUAUAUGACAUAGUCCUUUGCAACUAAGCAGAAUUGCCACAUCUCCUUCAAGCUGUUGUGACCAAAUCCCCUCUUACUCAAUUUUCUAACCAUUUAAUGGAUCACAUUUUAUCCAAAAAGGAGAUAUGAAAGUAAAAAAAAAAAAAAGAAGCUAACUUUCAGUGUUUUGUUGGUGAAACAGUACUAUAGACUAUCGUAAAAUACGAGAACUGACCCCAGUGUUGGAAGACAGGAAACACAACAGAUAAACUUGGAUAAACUUUUUGAAAUGCAUUUUUUUCUGUCAUAAUGCUCCCAACUUUGGGAUCAUCUUAUUUUUCUUUCUGGAAUUUUUAAUCAUUGUCUUUUUUUUUUUAAUUCAAUUUAUUUCAACAAUGAUUAUGUUCGUGCCAUGAUGUCCCAUACAGACAAAGCAACAGUAAAAGUAAAAGUAAUCUUACAUACAUAUACUUACUUUCUAAAGUAUUUGUUCACAUUUAACUCAUGAAGAAGACCUAAGAUGUAUUGUAUCACCUCCUUGUGAACAGAACAGUGAAUGUGUGUUUUGAACUCAUCAACUCAUCCUAGGUACAUAAUUAUGGAGUCCAGCACACACACACACACACACAAACAACGACUUCAGUCACAGAAAAGGUGAGUUUUCAGAGAAGCUGAAUGUUAACUCCACAGUGCAGUGCAAUAAUAUAUCAUAGGAAAACAUCAAUUUUCUGUACUGCCUAUUCCCAACGGGCUGGUGGGGGGGAGGAGGGGUACACCCUGGACAGUUGGCCGGUCCAUCGCAGGGCCACACAGAGACAAACAACCACACAGACUCUAAUGGGAACAUUUGGAGUGUCCAUAAAAAAACAUG
Molecule: messenger RNA, 2992 nt
Organism: Menidia menidia (Atlantic silverside)
Lineage: Eukaryota; Metazoa; Chordata; Actinopteri; Atheriniformes; Atherinopsidae
Source: the annotation of a GenBank genome assembly